UCCAGCAAACUAAUCUCGACCAAAGAGGUUAAACCCAGGACAGCUACUGAAUGGGUUUACGAGGAAGAGAUAAACAGCGAAUUCUGGGAUGAAAAUGUGGGGGUUUGGCAAUGGAAUUCACCACUAUUUCAGUAAAAUAAGACGGCAACAUCACAAUCAGCUGCUCGGCAGACUGUUUUCCUCUUCUGCAGCCUUUGGGCCUCCCACGUCUAGGCCCCUUCGGAGAGUUGUAGUCACGGGGCUAGGGUUGGUGACACCUUUGGGGUGUGGGGUAGAGACGACUUGGAAGCGCCUAACAGCAGGGCAGUGUGGAGUGAGAGCAAUAACCCCUGAAGAUUUGAAGAUGGAUGGAUUUGAUAAAGAUAUCCAGUUGCUUACAUUUGAUCAGUUGGCAUCCAAAGUUGCUGCAAUUGUGCCUUGUGGGAGCAACGCGGGUGAAUUCAAUGAGGCGUUGUGGCUAAAUUCUAAGGACCAUAGAUCAAUUGCAAGGUUUAUAGGCUAUGCUCUAUGUGCUGCUGAUGAGGCUCUUAAAGCUGCGAAUUGGUUGCCUAGUGAACAAAAUGAGAAGGAAAAAACUGGCGUCUCCAUCGGGGCAGGAACUGGGAGCAUCUGUGAUAUAUUGGAUGCAUCGAGAAUAAUUUGUGAGAAGCGCCUACGCCGGCUCAGUCCAUUUUUCAUCCCACGGAUACUGAUCAAUAUGGCUUCUGGGCAUGUGAGCAUGACUUAUGGGUUCCAGGGGCCAAAUCAUGCUGCAGUGACAGCCUGUGCUACCGGAGCGCAUUCUAUAGGCGACGCUGCUAGGAUGAUUCAAUUUGGAGAUGCUGAUGUCAUGGUUGCUGGGGGUACUGAAGCCAGUAUAGAUGCAUUGUCAAUAGCAGGAUUUUGUAGAUCGAGGGCAUUGACCACAAAGUACAAUUCUGUCCCUGAAGAAGCUUCAAGACCAUUUGAUUGUGGCCGUGAUGGAUUUGUGAUAGCUGAAGGUUCUGGUAUCAUGGUGUUGGAGGAACUAGAACAUGCACAGAGGCGAGGAGCUAAAAUCUAUGCAGAACUCCGUGGUUAUGGGAUGUCAGGUGAUGCAUAUCACAUUACACAACCACAUGCUGAUGGAAGGGGUGCCAUUUUAGCCAUGACACGUGCUUUAGAGCAGUCUGGUCUCCAUCCUAACCAAGUGGAUUACAUUAAUGCCCAUGCUACAUCUACACCUUUGGGUGACGCUGUCGAAGCGAAUGCGAUAAAGUCUGUAUUUUCAACACAUGCAACAUCUGGUUCUUUGGCCUUGUCUUCUACAAAGGGAGCUAUGGGCCAUCUUCUUGGGGCAGCUGGAGCUGUGGAAGCAAUAUUCACUGUUUUGGCUAUACACCAUGGGAUUGCUCCAUUGACACUUAAUCUAACAGAACCAGAUCCAGUUUUCAGUAAUGACUUCAUGCCUCUUACUGCUUCAAAGGAGAUGAUUAUCAAAGCGGCCAUGUCAAAUUCUUUUGGCUUUGGGGGAACAAAUUCUUCCUUGUUAUUUUCUUCCAUCUCAUGAAUCUGUGUCAGCUCUAUUAGUCUUCGAAACUCUUUUUUGUUCAUCAGGGAUAGCAACAAAUACUGAAGAGUGUAGAACCUCCUGUUUCAGUGAGACAGAAUCGCAACAUUUUUUUUUUGAUUUGGUAGAUUCAUUUAUAGAAUGUUUGUGUGGUGAUGCCCAUAGAGUUCUCAGUUAUGAAAUGGUGGCUUGUAUGCAAUCAAUUUUGGGAUGAUGAAUCAGUAUGGAAAUGAAUUUGCCAUCAUCAACUGCUAAGAAUCAGUCAUUCGGUUCG
Messenger RNA from Coffea eugenioides, 1802 nucleotides. RefSeq names its product 3-oxoacyl-[acyl-carrier-protein] synthase, mitochondrial. Lineage: Eukaryota; Viridiplantae; Streptophyta; Magnoliopsida; Gentianales; Rubiaceae. Gene Ontology annotation, biological process: fatty acid biosynthetic process. Bases 89 to 1528 code for a protein of 479 amino acids. Gene Ontology annotation, molecular function: 3-oxoacyl-[acyl-carrier-protein] synthase activity. The record is from RefSeq and is a predicted model, not a curated record. The transcript is spliced from 14 exons.